Molecule: messenger RNA, 2508 nt
Organism: Colossoma macropomum (tambaqui)
Lineage: Eukaryota; Metazoa; Chordata; Actinopteri; Characiformes; Serrasalmidae
Product: tripartite motif-containing protein 16-like
Exons: 8
Coding region: 130-1863 (577 amino acids)
Molecular function (GO): protein binding; zinc ion binding
Source: RefSeq, a predicted model, not a curated record
ACAAACUGAAGAACUCCUGGAGAACCUGCAGCAGGAGAUUGAUGAUCUAAAGAGGAGAAACACUGAGCUGGAGCAGCUUUCAGUCACAGAGGAUCACAUCCAUUUCCUCCAGUCUGCGAGUGCAGGAAAAUGGCAGAGGCCAGUAUUUCAGUAGAUCAGGACCAGUUCAGCUGUCCAGUUUGUCUGGACCUGCUGAAGGACCCAGUGACUAUUCACUGUGGACACAGUUUCUGUAUGGUGUGUAUUAAUGGCUGCUGGGAUCAGGAGGAUCAGAGGGGGGUCUACAGCUGCCCCCAGUGCAGAGAGACCUUCACUCCGAGGCCUGUUCUACGCAGGAACUAUUUUAUAGCUGAAAUGUUGGAGAAAGUGAGGAAGACAGACAGUCACUGUUACGCUGGACCUGGAGAUGUGGAGUGUGAUUCCUGCACUGGGAGAAAACUCAAAGCCGUCAAGUCCUGUUUGGUGUGUCUGGCGUCUUACUGUGAAGCUCAUCUUAAACCUCACUAUCAGUCUCCAACGUUUAAGAAGCACAAGCUGGUCAAAGCUUCUACACGACUGCAAGAAAGAAUCUGCUCACAACAUAAUAAACUGAUCGAGAUCUACUGCCGUACUGACCAAAGCUGCAUCUGUUAUUUGUGUAUGAUGCAUGACCACAAAGGCCACGAUACAGUUGAAGCUGCAGCAGAGAGAAAAAAGAAACAGAAUCAGCUGAAGGAGGUUCAGAGGAAAUCCCAGCAGAGACUCCAGCAGAAAGAGAAGAAGCUGCGGGAGCUGAAACAGGCUGUGGUCACUCUUAAGCGCUCUGCACAGGCAGCAGUGGAGGACAGUGAGAGGAUCUUUACUAAGCUGAUCCGCUCCAUUGAGAAAAAGCGCUCUGAGGUAACAGAGCUGAUCAGAACUCAGGAGAAGAACCAGCUGAGACAAACUGGAGAACUCCUGGAGAACCUGCAGCAGGAGAUUGAUGAUCUAAAGAGGAGAAACACUGAGCUGGAGCAGCUUUCAGUCACAGAGGAUCACAUCCAUUUCCUCCAGAGUUUCCAGUCUUUGAGUGUCUCUUCUGGAAGUGAGGACUCCUCCAGCAUCACUGUCCAUCAACAUCCAUCAUUUGAUGGAGUGAGGAAAUCUCUCUCUGAUCUGAAAGAGAGACUAGAGGAAUUCUGCAAGGAGGAGUUCAGUAAAGUCUCUCCACAUGCUGCAGCAGUUCAGACCAUCUUAUCCUCAGAGCCAAAAACCAGAGAAGAUUUUCUACAGUCUGCAGCAGUUCAGAAGAUUUUAUCCUUAGAUUCACAAACCAGAUGUUUUCUACAGUAUUUCUGUCGACUGACUCUGGAUCCCAACACUGUACAUCAUGAACUCAGUCUGUCUGAGCAGAACAGAGUGGUGACGAACAGAGGAGGAAAGCAGAAUUACUCUGACCAUCCAGAGAGAUUUGAUUACUGUUGGCAGGUGUUGUGUAAGGAGAGUGUGAGUGGACGCUCUUACUGGGAGGUUGAGUGGAGCAGAGAGGCAUGGGGUCAGCUUACUUGGGUGUCCAUAUCAGUGUCAUAUAAAGGGAUCAGCAGGAAAGGACGGGGUCAUAAGUGCAGGUUUGGAUUCAACAAUCAGUCCUGGAGUCUGUUCUGUUCCUCCACUCUCACUUUCUGGCACAACAGCAUUCAGACUGAGCUCUCAGCUCCAUCACCCUCCAGAAUAGGAGUGUAUGUGGAUCACAGUGCAGGAACUCUGUCCUUCUACAGCGUCUCUGACACAAUGACCCUCCUACACACAGUCCACACCACAUUCACUCAGCCGCUCUACGCUGGGUUUGAGGUCGGUCUGAGAUCAUCAGUUAAACUGUGUGACUCAGUAAUGAAAUACAGAUAAAGAAUGAAGGUCGUUUUAUGUUGUUCAAUGAAAAUGAAAUAUCUAGAUUUGGUACUAUGAUAUUUUUGAGAUUUAGAUUCUUAAUAUUUGCUGCAGUUAUAUUAUAAAUUUAAUCAAGUCUUCGAUUGAACAUCUAUUUCACACUUUUAGUCUGCAUUACUGUUAAAAUCUCACCAAUCAGCUUUCAGUCCUGUCUUAAGCCCUGUUGGAGCUGGAAUAGUUUGAUCUGGGGAGGCUCUGUAAUCUGAGUGAUCACCGCCGAGAUCUGUGAUUCUAAUCCAGUAUGAAUCUGCAGUGUCUGUAGAUUCAUUCAGAUGAACAGUUUAGUGAAACUGUGGAUUUUUCAGGAGCUACAGAUCAAGUGUUGAGAGUGUAUCAUAAAUAAGUUCAUCGCCCCAUUAAUCACCUUUAUGAAUCCAUUUAUUCCCUCCUCAGUCUGGAAUCAAGAAGGGGGUCCUGUCAUCUUCCACUGUUCUGUGAUGAUCUGAAUGUUGCUGUUUGAAUCCUGAAAAUACAGUAAAGACGUCUGAUUAGACUGUACAUACAUUGUUGAUCUAAAUAAAGUGAAGCUGAAUCAGAUGAUAAACUUUGCACACUUUCUAAAAAAAAACACGUCUAAAGAGCUCUGAGAUGCAUUACAGACAC